UUGGAUAUUACCGAGGCUCAAUCUUUUCCGAUGGCAUAUAGCAACAUUGAGAAGGAGGAAAACUCGGAAAAGCCGAAGGAAAUCUUUGUCUGUCAGAAUUGCAGAUUUUCUGUUCCUUAUGAUUACUUCGGAAGAAGACCCCCGUUUUCCAAAUCCUUUGUGUUGAUGGAGGAGGCCUUUGUGAUGAAAGACCCAUUUAGUGCUGAUGGAGGGAUGAUUACUCUGGGCUCCAACUGCAGUAGUUGUGGAGCCAUAGUCUGUUUAUCACAGGACUGCAGUCUAUUUUACACAAAACGUUUUUGUUUACCAUGUGUGAAAAGAAACUUAAGGGAUUUCCCAUCAGAAAUAAUAGAGGCGUCCAAAUGCUGGGAGUCCUUUGGGAUCUGUCACAUCUACAAGGCUGUGAGAUGAAAAGAAAAAGAAAGGAGUGAAGAGAAAUUGUUGUAGGUCCAAUAUCCCAACAUCUGCGGAAGAUACAACCAAAAGGACAAAGGAACGAUAAGAAUUGAAAUGCACCCUGUAUUGCAAUAAAAUGGGUGUUUAUCACGUGGUACAUACAGGGGAAAGUACAUCUAGAUUAUAGGUUUUAAUAAACGUCAGGCAUUUUAUCUCCUGUACUUUGUGCUAUGGGAGACCUUGAUUAGUAAUUACCGCUGAUGAUCCCAACACGGACAAUUACUGGCUUCAAAUGUUGAUCCCUUUUUGCGAUACCUGUGAAAAUUAGACCUUUAUCCAUAUAACAAUUAUGAAAUUCGUUCACUGGAGCUGUGAAGCUGGGGACAUGCAUUGGAUAUAUUUCGUUGGAGGCCAUAGAAUGGGGAAGCAUAUAGCUUAUCUAUCUGUGUUUUUUAAAAGUUGAUAUUAUUUAUUUUGCAUGUUUAACAUAUAAGUAGAACACGGUUGAUUUUUACGAGAAAUAGAUGUGCAUGUAUAGAAAUGAUAAAGAAAUAAGCCUGUGUUUGUUUCCACGUGUUUUUGUUUUUUGUGUCAAGACUGAAAGGAGGACGGAAUUAAUUUAGAUCUAAUGAUGUGUACCAGUUUUAUUUGUCAGUGUUGGACUUCUGUUUUAUUAUUACAUUGUACUAGUCAAAAUAUUGUAAAUUGAAUAUUUCGAAAUGAGAAGGACUACAAUAACUUACUUGUACUGAUGUUUUAAUGAGGUUACUGUGUUAUGGAAUCACACACGCGGCCUUGUGAAAUUCUGAUCUGUGUUAAGCAAGGUAUUGUUAUCCUCACACGAGCAUUGGAAUAUAAUUAAUAAAACGAUUAACAAGCUAAGAAA
Molecule: messenger RNA, 1282 nt
Organism: Ostrea edulis (European flat oyster)
Lineage: Eukaryota; Metazoa; Mollusca; Bivalvia; Ostreida; Ostreidae
Product: cysteine-rich DPF motif domain-containing protein 1-like
Exons: 5
Coding region: 31-411 (126 amino acids)
Source: RefSeq, a predicted model, not a curated record